AGGGUGCUCAACGUCAACAUUUAGUGAAUUCGAGAACUACCAUUCCCACAGAUAUUGAAUAAAUAAAUAAAAGUGGAUAUUUUUCCAAAAAUGCCCGAAAACGGAGUAAGUAAUAAAACAAUUAAAAAAAUAUCAUGAUUUUUUUAUUAUAUAAUAUUUAUUAACGAUUAUAAAAAAUUAGGAGCUUUGGAUUUGUCUUAUUGGCAAUCAUGAAACAAAAUUCAACCAAAUAAUUGAGGACUGUCAAAAAGUUUGGUUUAUUCCCUCCCAACAAAUCGAUGAUAGCUACUAGUAUUACUAUUAUUAUUGUAGUAACGCAUUAAAGUAACAUUUAGUAAAUCGAUGCGCUCUGUUUACAUUACAUUGCAAAAAUAAGUCGUGAAAUGUACAAUUUAUGUGUAUUACUAGUUGCAUAACCAACCAAACUUUUUGAAAUUAUGAAUCACUAAACUUAAAUCAGAAUAAUAUUUUUGUUUUUGUGUAUAAAGUACCAAACGUGGAGAAACAAAUUCCUUAUCUACUACUUUCAACUGCAAACCGUUUGGUCAAAUGGCUAUUUUUGGAACUGUAUGUGACAAUUUUUCGGCAGAAAUAAUUACAAAAAUAUAAUUUGUUCAAAUUUUAAAUAUCCACCAUCCGGUGACGUAAGUUGGUGACAAACAAAAAAUAUCCCUAGCUAAAUGAUUACUCUUUCUAGUUACCUGCUAGCACCCUGCUAGUUACUACUUAGGGAUAUUUCAUGUUUUACCAACAUACACCAUCACGUGGUGAAUGUUUGUAACCUGACCAAAUAAUAUUUACUAUAAUUACUUCUGCCGUUUGUAUAUUUCUGCAGUAUAAUUUUGCUGUGUUUUAGUUAAAACGAUAACAUUCGUGCACUUAUUGUUGUGUUUUUCAAAAAGUCGAAACGUUAUAUUUGAUGUGAAUGUUAGGUUAAAACUGUUUUGUUUAUCGGUUGGUCAAAAGGUGAACGUUUUAGGUAACCAAAAUGUCACUCAUGGAAUAUUCUGAAUCUCUUAAAAUUUGGGGAAGAUCUUCGUGGAAAAACGUCCACAAUUGUAAACAAUGUCCCUAUUUUACAACAUCGCUUUUCUUUAUGGUCAACCACGUGAGACGCCACCGUUCCACUCUAGAAAAACUGACUUGUGAAAACGCCAAAAUCGAAGCAUUUUACUGUAAAGACUGCGAUUUUCAAACGGAGCUAACGAUUCUGUUUAAACAACACAUUCGUAAACACCACGGCCUUAAGAAAGAAUCAGGGGAUGAUUCAUCAAGCCAGGACUUUGUUGUCAAAAACUACGUUUGCGAAAAAUGCGACUUUGAAACAAAUUUGUUGUUGAAGUGGCUUCGGCACACUUCAGCGUGCCUGGGAAAGCAAAAAAAUCGUCAGAGUGUGAGUUCGUCCAAUGAAAUACGUUGGUGUUGUGAGGAAUGUCCCUAUACAGCUAAAUCCAAAAGCUGUUUAAAACGUCAUGUAGCCAACAAUCAUUCGAAUAAGCAGUAUGCUUGCGACAAGUGUCCGUACAAAAGUGGACUUCCUGGAGCUUUAAGAGUCCACAUCAAUAGAGUCCAUUUGGACGAACAAGAAGGUAAAUGGUACCAGUGCAAUGAGUGUCCGUUCAAAACUAGGUAUGAAAGAAAUUUAAAGGCGCACGGAAUUGUAAGACAUCCAAAUGGAGACAAAAUUAAGUGGUAUGGAUGCCUCCAGUGCCCCCAUAAAAGUCGAAAUAAACAAUCUUUAAAACAUCACAUAGAGUGCAUACACUUCAAAAAAGAAGACGUUAACCGGUACCAGUGCAAUCAGUGUCCAUUCAGAACUAAGCAUAUACGUUAUUUACAAAGACACGUUACUUUACAACAUCUAACUGAAAAAAAAAUUACAUGGUACAGAUGUGGCAGUUGUUCAUUUAGAAGUAAAUACGAGGCGAAUUUAAAACAUCAUCUGGUUCUCUGUACAGAAGUAAAUUUAUUUGAGAUUCAAAGAAACACGGAUUUUAACCAUUCAAAAAAUCAGAAUGGUGAGAAUGCGUGAAAUGUUCAUAUCAAAGCAACUA
Zophobas morio is the source of this 2054-nucleotide messenger RNA. RefSeq names its product RE1-silencing transcription factor-like. Lineage: Eukaryota; Metazoa; Arthropoda; Insecta; Coleoptera; Tenebrionidae. Bases 989 to 2032 code for a protein of 347 amino acids. Gene Ontology annotation, molecular function: DNA-binding transcription factor activity, RNA polymerase II-specific; RNA polymerase II transcription regulatory region sequence-specific DNA binding. Gene Ontology annotation, biological process: regulation of transcription by RNA polymerase II. The transcript is spliced from 2 exons. The record is from RefSeq and is a predicted model, not a curated record.